Rhincodon typus (whale shark) is the source of this 996-nucleotide messenger RNA. RefSeq names its product CD276 antigen-like. The record is from RefSeq and is a predicted model, not a curated record. Lineage: Eukaryota; Metazoa; Chordata; Chondrichthyes; Orectolobiformes; Rhincodontidae. Gene Ontology annotation, biological process: T cell costimulation; immune response; cellular response to lipopolysaccharide. Gene Ontology annotation, cellular component: external side of plasma membrane. The transcript has 3 exons. Bases 29 to 802 code for a protein of 257 amino acids.
UUCUGGGAGAAGGAGAUCGAAACGUAUUAUGAAAAGUGAUCAAAGUAUUUUGAGAACUCUGCUUGGUAUUUUUCUGACAAUUGGAUACAGUUCAGCUGUUGUGGAGUUUAAUGUCCAUACCCCAGACACACUGGUCACUGCUGUCUAUGGCCACUCCGUUGUGCUAAGAUGUAACUUUACUGUUCAGCAUGGAUCUCCAUCACUAGAACGACUGGUCAUCAAUUGGCAACGUGUCGAGACUGAGGAAGUUGUGUAUAGCUAUUAUUAUGGAAAGGAGCAACUGAGUCACCAAAGCUCUCAGUAUUCAGGGAGAACAAGCUUAUUCAUGGAGGAAUUAAAGCGAGGGAAUGCUUCACUGAAGCUGAGCCAAGUGAAACCAGAGGAUGCUGGACAAUACAAGUGCUUUGUUAGUGACGCUAUAGGAAGUGGCUGGGGCACGAUGUCCGUAAUGUUUGCAGCCUAUUACAAAGAACCUGACUUUUACAUCCAACUAAGACCAUCUGGGACAGUUUUCAGAUUUGAAUCUCAAGGUUAUCCCAAGGCAUUUGUGUCUUGGCACAAUGAAGACAAUGAGGAUAUUUCUGCUCAGUCUGAGACUUAUUACCAACAAAGUGACAAUGGCUUAUACUCACUGCGCAGUAUUCUGGAAAUUACUGAUACCAAUAGAAGUUUGAACUAUACCUUUAAGUUAACGAAUAAUGUACUACACCAAUCAGUUUCUCGAACAUUUGGCCUUUCUGUAGGUAAGUUAACCUUGUAUCCUACACGGUUGGUACUCCCAACCUCCCAUUUGUUUUUGUAAUAUAAUACUGAACACCUACAUCUUGAGUGCUCUACGUUGGUUAAAGUAAAGAAUACCUUGAGCUGGAUAUCUGUCCUCCAUUGGGGUCUGGAUCAGAGAUAAAUAGGAGCUAAAAAUAAUUCUGCUGGCAAUGCUACGCCUGCCUCUUUGUAGGUUACGUGGAACAAUCCCUCUUCCGUACCUACACCGGCCCU